This is a messenger RNA of Lingula anatina, 1032 nucleotides long. RefSeq names its product solute carrier family 2, facilitated glucose transporter member 1. Gene Ontology annotation, cellular component: membrane. Gene Ontology annotation, molecular function: hexose transmembrane transporter activity. Gene Ontology annotation, biological process: monosaccharide transmembrane transport. The record is from RefSeq and is a predicted model, not a curated record. Lineage: Eukaryota; Metazoa; Brachiopoda; Lingulata; Lingulida; Lingulidae.
CGCAUUGACUUGGUUAAAUAGAACAAAUGAUCUUCACGAUUUUCAGUUGUUUUUGUAUACGUAAGCCUUGUUACACCACGGUGUUUUGAUUGGUUCAUGCGGCUAGCAUGGAGGAGAGAUCGAUCGAUACCGACGCAUAAUACACGCCGUAUACUCUCUAAUGAAUACGGCCUUCAGUGCAAGCUGCAUAAUGUACUCUAUGGCUGAGUAAGGUCGUGAAGGACGCCAGUGCUGGUUACACGGAGGAGUUGUAUCUCGGUGGGGUUUGAAGGCAAUUAAGACGGUAUCUCAGGGUUCACGAUGGAGGGUUCUGGUACAGAUCCAGUGUUAACGGAAAGGUUGAAGGGUCGUGUUACUGUCCCGCUGGUAGUGACGGCGUUUGCCGCUGUGAUCGGCGGCUCCUUUCCCCAUGGUUACAACACAGGUGUGCUCAACGCUCCCCAAGAUUUAAUUAUCCAGUUUCUUAACGACACGUAUCUAAUCCGUACUGGCAAUGAACCUGGCAAAGGCAUGCUCAACUUUGUCUGGUCGUUCACCGUGGCUAUCUACCUGGUCGGCGGCAUGUUCGGCGCCUUCAGCGCAGGCUGGUUCGCUGACAGAUUUGGGAGGAAAAAGGCCAUCAUCAUCAUGUACAUUCCCACCUUCGUAGCCGCUAUUUUGUUUGGUCUCUGCGAUGUAGCGGAAUCGUUUGAGAUGUUAAUAAUUGCUAGGUUUAUAGUCGGCUUUGGUUGCGGUGCCGGCUCUGGGCUGGUCCCCAUGUACAUGACGGAGAUUGCCCCGGUGAACAUCCGUGGCGCUAUGGGAGUGCUCCAUCAGCUGGCCCUCACCACGGGAAUCCUGGUCUCUCAGAUCUUUGGACUACGGCAGAUACUGGGUAACGAAAAUUGGCCCAUUUUAUUGGCGUUCGUUGGCGUCCCGUGUCUGAUCUCCGCAUUCAUCCUGCCGUGGUUCCCAGACAGUCCCAGGUACACGCUGAUUAAACUGAAGAAGGAAAAAGAGGCACAGGAAGGUACAUCUUCCCUUUCUAUCUGA